This is a messenger RNA of Bufo bufo (common toad), 3508 nucleotides long. It is a transcript of the gene SELENOO, whose product is annotated as selenoprotein O. The transcript has 9 exons. Lineage: Eukaryota; Metazoa; Chordata; Amphibia; Anura; Bufonidae. The record is from RefSeq and is a predicted model, not a curated record.
CCUUACUAGAAUCGCUGUGUCACUGCUGCUCUUCCUCAGUGAAGCUGUGUGGUCUCUAGGACCCAGCUUCCACUGGUGGCUCGGGACAUGUGACCUGGGUGUUGAUGUUGUGGGUGUGAGUGUUUUGGGCAUGCGGAUGGCCCACAGCCUGGUACAUGGUUGCGUGUAUUGGGCACGGACUGGCGCGCUGAUCUCAGGGGCGGUGGGAAUGAUGAAGCGGACAGUGCUCACCUCCUCCGCCGUCGUCACCCCGGCCUCCAGCCUGCGGGCGCUGCGCUUUGAUAACCGAGCACGGCGCUGCCUGCCUGUGGAGCCCGGGGAUGGACAGGACGAGGACGCGGUGCGGUCCCGGACAGUCCCGGGGUUCUGCUUCUCCCCCGUGCACCCCGCCCCGGUGCACAGCCCCACAGUGGUGGUCCUUUCCCACCCGGCGCUGGCUCUGCUCGGCCUGCAGCUUGGGGAGGACGAGGAGGAAGAAGCGGCCCUGUACUUCAGCGGGAACCGCCUGCUGCCCGGCUCCCAGCCCGCCGCUCACUGCUACUGCGGCCACCAGUUCGGGAGCUUCGCCGGCCAGCUGGGGGACGGAGCGGCCAUGUACCUGGGGGAGGUGAUCAACCCGGCCGGGGAGCGCUGGGAGAUGCAGCUGAAGGGCGCCGGGCUCACCCCCUACUCCAGACAAGCGGAUGGCAGAAAAGUGUUGCGCUCCAGCAUCAGAGAGUUCCUGUGCAGUGAAGCCAUGUUCCACCUUGGAGUACCAACUACAAGAGCUGCUUCUUGUGUCACCUCAGACUCCACAGUGAUCAGAGACAUCUUCUACGAUGGGCACCCCAAGAAAGAAAAAUGCACAAUUGUUUUGCGUGUUGCUCCCACAUUUCUAAGGUUUGGAUCAUUUGAGAUUUUCAAGCCAACUGAUGAAUUUACUGGACGUCAUGGUCCUAGUGUUGAUAGGAAUGAUAUUCGGAUCCAGAUGCUUGAUUAUGUGAUCAGCACGUUUUAUCCAGAUAUACAGGAGAAGUAUGCGGAAAGCAAAACCGAGAGAAAUGCUGCCUUCUUCAGAGAGAUAACAAGGAGGACUGCAAGACUGGUUGCAGAAUGGCAGUGUGUUGGCUUUUGCCAUGGUGUAUUAAAUACUGAUAACAUGAGUAUUGUUGGACUUACUAUUGACUAUGGUCCUUUUGGUUUUUUGGACAGGUAUGAUCCUGAGCACAUUUGUAAUGGAUCUGAUAACAUGGGACGCUAUGCUUACGACAAGCAGCCGGAGAUCUGUAAAUGGAAUUUAGGGAAGCUUGCUGAAGCUUUGGUUCCUGAGUUGCCUUUAGACCUUAGUCAGAAACUAAUUGACGAAGAAUAUGAUGUGGAAUUCCAGAAGCAUUACCUUCAGAAAAUGAGGAAGAAGCUGGGUCUUAUUCACCUAGAGCUUGAAGAAGACGCCAAACUAAUCUCUGAUUUCUUGGACACCAUGAACCUUACAGGUUCGGAUUUCACUAAUACUUUCCGGGUCCUCAGCAAGUUUUCAGGAAAUGCUGGUGACAUAGAUGGAUUCUUGAAUGUAAUCAUUGAACAGUGUGCUAGCGUGGAAGAACUGAAAGUUGUCUUCAAGCCAAAAAUGGAUCCAAGGCAACUUACAAUGAUGCUGAUGUUAGCACAGAGCAAUCCUCAAUUAUUUGCAUUGAUUGGCUCUAAAGUCAACAUAAAUCAAGAGCUGGAACGUAUAGCGAAAUCUGAAAAGUUUGAGCAGUCUAGUUCCGAGGACCUAAUGAAUGAUAACAAGAAGCACUGGGAAGAAUGGCUUAAGAAAUACAGUGCUCGCUUGGAAAAGGAGGAACAAGGAAAUGCUGGAGAUGGUAACACUUUACUUGCUGAAAGGGAGAAAAUCAUGAAUUCCAACAACCCAGUAAACAUUCUGAGAAAUUACAUAGCUCAAAAUGCCAUAGAUGCAGCUGAGAAAGGAGACUUCACCGAGGUCAGGAGGGUGUUGAAGAUGUUGGAAAAUCCAUAUGAGGAGGACGAAUCAUUCUGUGAAGUUCCAGAGGCCUCACCAGAAGAACCAUUGGAAGCCGCUGCCUGUAGAGCCACCACAGUUCCCAAGAUCCCCUACAACAGCAAGCCUCCACUUUGGGCUUCAGAGCUGUGUGUUACCUGAUCGUCAUAAAGUCCUUGUUCCGAUACCUGAAGCUGAAGAACUGAAUUGUUCUUUGGCACAGAGUAUGGCAACCAGGACAAACCAACUACUGUUAGGUUUUUAAAAUUGCAUUUGGAUGUUAAACAUAGCUCUUAUGUGAAAACAUUGCUUAUUACCAACUGUAUUUACCAAUGUAUUUUGAUAUCCAAAUGUAAUUUGCACAUGACGGCAAAAAUAUCAAUUCAGAUUUCUGACCUAUUUUUGCCUGAAAUAAACCUAAUAGUACUACAUUUAUAACCAUGUUUAAAUAGCAUGCUUCUUGCAAGCAAUAAAACCAAAGUAGAACUGUUAAAGAGGUUUUUGGGAUUGUUAUAUUGAUGUCCUAUCCCACUGUGCGAGUGCUUAGGCUUCUUCCUAGGCCAGUGAUGUUAUGUUCAUCGUUUUACAUGGCCUAGGUGCAGCCCAAUACCAUUCAAGUGAAUGGGGUUGAGCAGUGAUCCCAAGCACAGCCACAAUACAAUGGAUGGCACUGCGAGGAGGUCGUAUCGCUCAUCAGUGUUCUGGGAAGUGCCGUGGCUUCUUCAGAUGGCUGAUCGGCAGAAGUGCCGAAGUCAGACCCCUGCUGAUCUCGUAUUGCUGAUCUAUCCUGAAGGUAGGCCAUGAAUAUGAAAAUCCUCACAUUAAACAGUGUCUGAGCUGCAGACACCAUGUUAUAGAACAGGAGGAGCAGAGCUGAUCAACUGUUUGAGAAGGCACCAGCGCUUUAAAUGAUUUAAAAUGUCACUAAUGUCUAUUACUUACUCUUUACUCUCCCCCACUCCUAAACAAAAGAUCCUUUACAUGAGCCAAGGAUCUGGGCAGUCACUUCCUGGUGAUUUCCCUAUGUAAAUAUGCUGCAGAUCAUGCGACAAGCUAGCACAUGCCUAUCUGUUGGGUGACCCAAUUAUUUAUGCUGCAUGUAAAAUUAUCAUUUUUGGCACAUUGCCCUGUGUAAACCGGAAUGUGCUGCUGACAGACAAUGAACAUGUAUGGGGAUGAAUAAACGUACUACAGAGGCGAUGAUUGAUGCAUGUAAAUGCAGCUGACAGUGAUCGAGAACGAACAGUUUGGUCCUAGUGACGGCCCGCUGUAUUGGCCGGUGUAAAACAUACUGUCAGUUGACUACUACUCCUCCUCCCCAUAAUCUAAACCUUUAGUGAGCUCACAGACUUUGAGAAUGUAUAGUUUGGGAGGAGUAAAGAAAAAAGUUCAUAAUAUGUAUACAUAAGGCUACUUUCACAAUAGCGUUUCUUGCGGAUCUGUCAUGGAUCUGCAAAAAACGCUUCAGUUACAAUAAUACAACCGCACGCUUCCGUCAUGAAUGGAUCCAGUUGUAUUAUCUGUAAC